Messenger RNA from Haliotis rufescens (red abalone), 3169 nucleotides. RefSeq names its product E3 ubiquitin-protein ligase parkin-like. The transcript is spliced from 11 exons. Gene Ontology annotation, molecular function: ubiquitin protein ligase activity; ubiquitin conjugating enzyme binding; zinc ion binding. NCBI's taxonomy places the organism in Eukaryota, Metazoa, Mollusca, Gastropoda, Lepetellida, Haliotidae. Gene Ontology annotation, cellular component: ubiquitin ligase complex; cytoplasm; mitochondrion. Bases 450 to 1664 code for a protein of 404 amino acids. Gene Ontology annotation, biological process: negative regulation of protein phosphorylation; positive regulation of proteasomal ubiquitin-dependent protein catabolic process; regulation of apoptotic process. The record is from RefSeq and is a predicted model, not a curated record.
CUUACUGGUAUUAUUUCCAAGAAGGUGGUUCUUUUAUUUACAGAAACAUACAGUGACACUAUGACCAUAGUUAAGUAUAUAAAUAUUGCCACAUUAAGAUAUAACUUGCAAUGCUCAAUACUCAUUGUACGUGAUUAAUAUAUUUCACAUUUUGAUACCGCAUGUCAAAUAACAACAAAACAAGUGACAAGCACGUGUAGUCCUGUUGACACAGGCGAAGAUUUUCUUGUGUUUCUAUUUAUUAGAUGUUUACUGCACGACACCAAAAUAGUCCAGGGUGCUCGUUUCUCUGACUGCAUGCAGAUGACAAGUCUGUCAAGUGAAUGCGUGUGAUCGUGUGAUCAAGUUAAAACAGAUUCAGGAAGUUGACAGUGACACUUUACACAUCACGUUAUGUGUUUGUAAAUGGACAUGUCGUUGGUGUAAUCUUAUCUACAUAAACUUGCAUCAUGAUUACCGUGAAUGUGAAAUUUCACAGCAACUGUGCAGUCCUUGUUGAAAUUAACCCAAACAGCAGUUUACCUGAAAUCAAACGUGAAAUAUCAAAGAAGGUCAAUUUGCCACUGGAAGAAAUCAGGAUUAUUCUUGGUGGAAAAUUGCUGACAGAUGAUUGUGUGUUUCAAGAUUUGGAUAUUGGUGAUCAAAGCACUCUUCACAUCUUCCGACAGAUUUCAGGGCGUGAAAAAACUCUAACAUCAGAAGGUGAGGGGAGUGAGCUGAAAAACCAGUACUACGUAUACUGUAAGGAAUGUCAGUCUAUACAGCCGGGCAAGCUUAGAGUCAAGUGUGCUGUGUGCAAGGAUGGGGCCUUUGUUCUGAGCAGGGACCCUGAGGGCUGGAGCGAUGUGCUGCAGUCAAGGAGCAUGGGUGGGGAGUGUAAGAAUGGCAGCUGUGAAGCGACUGCUGCAGAGUUUGUGUUCAAAUGUGUGCAGGCCCACCCAGACGGCCUAUCAGCUGCCAGUCUACGACAUGUCCGACCAAACAGGCGGGAAGUUGAGUGCAUAACCUGUGCAGAUGUGAGAUCUCCAGUGCUCGUGUUUCCUUGUGAGUCGGGACAUGUGAUGUGCAUUGAAUGCUUCAAGUUCUAUGGAAUAACACAGCUGAGUGAACGCAGGUUCAUUAAGCACCCCGAGUAUGGGUACACCCUGCCUUGCCCAGCUGGCUGUCCCAACUCAGUGAUCCAGGAGAGCCACCAUUUCCACCUUCUGGGAGAUGUGCAGUAUGAGCGGUUCAACACGUUCGCAGCCGAGGAGUAUGUGUUACAAGAUGGCGGCGUGCUGUGCCCGGGACCAGGAUGUGGGAUGGGAUUCGUCCUUGACGCAGCAGGGAGAAAAGUCACCUGUGUUGCCAAAGACUGUAUGAUGACAUUUUGUCGUGACUGCAAGAAUGAGUACCAUGAUGGCCCCUGUGAUGUCAAUCCUCUCCUCCAACUUCCGACUCUGGACUACUCCGUGGACCCGCUCCAGGCCGACCGGUCCCGGUGGGAGGACCAGUCCCGGUCCCUGAUAGACCGCACCACCAAGCCCUGCCCCAAGUGUGGCACCAGGACAGAGAGAAACGGCGGCUGUAUGCACAUGCUGUGUCCACGGUGUGGGGAGGACUGGUGCUGGGUGUGCGAAAAGGUUUGGGACCGAGACUGUCAAGGCCAGCAUUGGUUUGGAUAAUGUCCGAAUCCUCCCACGUAGUAAAUAGAAUAAUAUGCACCUGAAGUUAAACACCAAGCUGCCUUAGUGUUCCCCAGACUUCCAUCAUUGGAAAAUAUGUAAAUAUGUAUAAAUGAUGUUGAUCUCAUGUUGUUUAAUGCCUAAGAUACCCCAGAGAUCGUGGACACAGGAGUACAAGAAAACUAUUCCCAUCAGACAUUUGGACCAAUCUCUUGAGACCUACAGCAGGUACCCGGGUAGAGUAAUGAGGGGGGGUACCAGCCCUAGGUCAAUUCCAGACGGUUUGCUGGCAACUACGACCUGCUUGAUAAUGGUAAUGGACAAUCUCCAGAUUUACAAUAAUUGUCCACCAAAUCCAAUCCAAGAGAACUGUUUGUGUGUGCGUAUAUUUAGAUAAGUUCAUUUGAUAAUGGUUUUGCUGUUAGUUAGAUAUUUGCUGUAAGCUUCAUUAGGCUUGAUGUAGGAUAGAACUGGUUGUAUAUCGGUUCUACUCAGUAGGGUGAUCAAAGAUCUACCAGGUAAUUGUUUUUGAUUUAAUGACCUACAAUGUGUCUACCUGUAGUUAUAAAUCUGGAAAUGUAAUGGCCAUCUUUAGAAAGUUCUAAGAGUAUUUUGGUUUCUUCUUGAGUGAGUGAGUUGGGUUUAAGUCUUAUUUGGGCCAAAUAUAUUUUGGUUAUGUCAAGAUGUGUCAGCCUAGAGGGUGCAAGUAGCCUGAAAUGAUGCAGGUGAUUGAUGUCUACCACUGAUGAAAGCACCUGACCUUUCUACUGCUGACAUAUUGUUGUGCCACCAUGCCCUCUGCUUCUUCCUGACAUCCAUUUCUAACAUAAUCAUAUAAUUGAAUAAGCCUAAAAUGUUGAGAGUUUUCAAUAUUUCGUUACUAACUAUAGCAUGCAGUGGUGCAUAUUAUAUGAAAGCGAAUUCAUAACAGUAUUGGUAAAAGCUGGACAUGCUGACCCCCCCACCCCCCGAUUAUUAUAAUGGUUGCCUCCUUAAUAACAGUAAAAUGUUUUGAGCUAAGGGUAUUUUCAUUUGCAUGCUUAAAUAUGUGAUUUGAUUUCUCUAAACAAUGGCAAAUAUGUAUUAUUGUAUGAUAAAAUCGAUUGUGUUACUUGGAUUGUAAAUUGAGCUUUACCAGAACACUUUUGUUGUGAGGAAAACAACAUUUUAAACUCCACUGGUAAGUUGGUCAACAGUGGUCUACAUGUUUUCACAUUUUUAUUGUCAGUUUACUUGGAAGUAGUUCGAAUUUUGAGUGAACUAGAAAAAUGACAAAUUUGAUGUGACGUUUUGAAUGUGGAUGAUCUACAUCGUAACCAAUGGAAUAAUGCUGGAAUUGAAUUUUGAGUGACGGUACAUUUCCAGUGGACUUUGCUUGUACCUUGGCCUCUAAAGUCAGGGCUUUGUGUGUUAUGGUGUGCUGUAUGUUAUAUAUACUGUUGUUGAUUUUAUACAAGAAGAUAUCCUUUGAUUGAUGAAGAUGAAAUAAACUAUUUUAUUUUUCA